Scaptodrosophila lebanonensis is the source of this 1642-nucleotide messenger RNA. Its product is annotated as caltractin. The coding region runs from base 370 to 915 and encodes 181 amino acids. The transcript has 3 exons. Lineage: Eukaryota; Metazoa; Arthropoda; Insecta; Diptera; Drosophilidae. Gene Ontology annotation, molecular function: calcium ion binding. Gene Ontology annotation, cellular component: centriole; centrosome. Gene Ontology annotation, biological process: mitotic cell cycle; centriole replication. The record is from RefSeq and is a predicted model, not a curated record.
AACGACAACCUGUGAUGGCCGUAAACAAAAACUGGUGAACGAAUCGAAUAAAUCGCGUACGAUAAAUAUAAAUAAUUGUUGUAUUAAACAAAAUAGCGUCUACUGUCGCCACACACCCCCAUUAAAAAAGAUUAGUUUGUGUAGUCCGAGUAACCCCAGUGGCUUUAACGAUAAGUGCAGCUGUUUAUUUAUUGCAUCCAAACAGCAACCAACACAGACACACAAACUGACAAUCAUUCGCCACCCCCGUAGCUUGUUAGCAAGCUUUUAGAAGGGAGUGGGAGUAGUUUUGAAGGAUAGCAAGAGUAACUGUAAGUGCAAGGAUACGCGCCCCUACCACCCCCUCCAAAGUCAAGCUCAGAAUCGGUAAUGGAGCCCACCACAGCUGCAGCCACAACCGCACCUGCGGCGGCAAACAAUAAACGAAGCACGCAGCCUGGUCGCAAGAAGUCGGGUCCUAAAUUUGAGCUCUCGGAGGCACAGAAGUCGGACAUCAAAGAGGCGUUUGACUUGUUCGACAAUGAUUCCACCGGCUUCAUAGAGGUUAAGGAGCUAAAGGUGGCCAUUCGCGCCUUGGGCUUCGAGCCAAAGAAGGAGGAAAUUAAACGCAUGAUAGCAGAAAUCGAUAAGGAUAGUACUGGCCGCAUAGCCUUUAGCUCGUUUCUCUACCUGAUGACCAUGAAAAUGGCGGAAAAGGACACCAAAGAAGAGAUAUUGAAGGCGUUUCGCCUCUUUGAUGACGACGAGACGGGCAAAAUCUCAUUCAAGAAUCUCAAACGAGUGGCACGCGAGUUGGGCGAAACGCUCACCGACGAGGAGCUGCGGGAAAUGAUUGAUGAAGCUGACUUGGAUAACGAUGGUGAAGUUAAUCAGGAAGAGUUCCUGCGCAUUAUGAAAAAGACCAGUUUGUAUUAGGAGGUUCAAUUGAGAUCCUUCAUGUUGUUAGUUGAAUGCUCUCACUACAUUUAAGUUUAGUCUCGCUAUACAUUGCCAAUUAUGUAAUUACCCUUUGGGUGUAUCUGCUUUUUGUGUACGUGUUUGUAAUUGUAUGUGUAAGCCAACCUGGCAGCUUCGUAAUUUAUGUUCUUUUUCCAAUGAACAAGCACACAAUUCGCACUGGAUGUAUUAAUGCACAACCAAGUCUAAUGAAUAAAUAACAGAUAGCCUACGUUUUUCUAUGUAGUGAUCAGCAAAAGGCCUAGAAGGCAGUAUAAUAGGCUUUUUAAAACUACUUCCCAACAGGAAGUAGAUUUAAAGAUAGAUCCUUUUAAAUAAUUUUUGUCAACUUCAUAUUUAGGGAGUCUACAUUCAUUUGGGAUUUCAUGUUCCAGCACCGCUCUCCCAAUGUUUAUAUAGUAUCCCAUGUCUGCUAAUGCUAUACUAUAAUUGAAAGGAAUUUUUUUUGUAUACCAAAGAUUUUUCGAAAUUACUAAUACCAGGGGCCUGGCAUAGCUCAACUAGCCAGCCAGAAUCCGACAAUGUAAGCUCGUUCCUGAGUAGAUAAAUCACGGCGCUACCAUCAUCGCAUAAGCAAGAUUUAACAUUUCUUGCAGCCUUCGAAUUCUGUAGGAGUGGCGACGUAUAUACAAAUGUCCAACUGUUAUGUUAUUCGCAAGUUAAUAAAAAUAAUUUACAAAACCAA